CCUGGGCUGACAGAGCGUGGCAGUGUUGAUUUGGAUGUACGAUUUCAAAUGACAUUCUGUAUCUGUCUUCAAAACAACUUCAAAACUACCAAAGCCGAAACCUCUCACAAUCCAGUUUCCCCAUACAAAGUUCGAACUUGAAAAGCAUACCAAACCCAUCAAAUUGGUCUUACCAUAUACAACAUUGCAUCUCUCAAGGUGCAUCCAGAGACGCCCUUCUUAUCUAUACUCAAAUUCGCUGUGCUGGAACUUUUAUUCUUGGUUUAGUCCCAUUACUAGUCAAAGCUUGUGCUUCACUCUCAAGCCUUAAUUAUGGAAAGGCUUUACAUGGUGAAUCAAUCAAAGCUGGGGCAGAAUUUGAUGUGUUGGUGGGGACUUCAAUUGUUGAUAUGUAUGCAAAAUGUGGAAACAUUGCUGAUUCACGUAGAGUGUUUGAUUAUAUGCCUGUGAGAAAUGUUGUGACAUGCAAUGCAAUGAUAGGGGGGUACAUGAGAAAUGGUGAUACAAAAUCGGGUUCAUUGUUGUUUGAGCAGAUGCCAAUGAGAACAGCUGUGACUUGGAUUGAAAUGAUUGAUGGGUAUGCUAAGCUGGGAGACAUGGUAAUUGCUAGGCAGUUUUUUGAUAGAGUUCCGUUUGAGUUGAGGAACGUUGUUACAUCAAGUGUGAUGGUUGAUGGGUAUUGCAGUAAUGGGGAUAUGGAGGCUGCUAAAAAGGUUUUUGAGGCGAUGCCACAGCGGAAUUUCUAUGUUUGGUCAUCGAUGAUUUCUGGGUAUUUCAAGAAAGGUGAUGUGAAAGAGGCUAAGGUAAUAUUUGAUAGAAUUCCGAGGCGGAAUUUAGUGAAUUGGAAUUCAUUGAUUUCUGGGUAUGCACAAAAUGGGUGUUGUGAGGAAGCUCUGGAUGCUUUUACAGAAAUGCAAGCUGAAGGGUUCGAGGUUGAUGAAGUUACAUUGACAAGUGUUUUAUCUGCUUGUGCUCAGUCAGGUUUAUUGGAUGUCGGUAAAGAAAUACAUCAAAUGAUAAUCCAAAAGAGGAUUGAACUUAAUCAGUUCAUUCUCAACGGGUUGGUUGACAUGUAUGCAAAAUGCGGGGAUUUAGGCAAUGCACGAUUGAUCUUUGAAGGAAUGUCAUAUAAGAAUGAUGCUUGUUGGAAUGCUAUGAUUUCAGGUUUUGCCAUUCAUGGUCAAUGCAAAGAAGCUAUUGAGUUCUUUGGCAGAAUGGAGAACCUGGGUGAGAAACCCAAUGAUAUAACCUUCCUGUCUGUUCUAUCUGCUUGUGCACAUGGCGGAUUUGUGAAGGAGGGCUUAGAAACUUUCUCUAAGGUGGAGAAAUAUGGUGUAACAGCCAGCAUCAAGCAUUAUGGGUGCUUAAUUGACCUUUUGGGACGAGCAGGGAGAUUAGAGGAGGCUUAUGAUUUGAUCAAGAAAAUUCCAUUGAAACCAAAUGACACCAUCUGGGGGGCUCUUCUUGGAGCAUGUCGUAUUCACAUGGACACCAAUUUGGCGGACAAGGUAGUGAAAGAGGUUUGCAAACAAAAUUCAGAAAAAGGUUCCAGUCAAGAAUCACAUCAUGUGUUGCUGUCAAACAUUUAUGCAGCUUCUGAUAGCUGGGAGAAGGCUGAAAGAAUGAGGAUGGACAUGUCGAAUAAAGGGUUUCAAAAAACGCCUGGGCGCAGCGCAGUUCAUUGAUGCCCAUGCCCAACACCACCAAGAUAAGCUUUCAAUCAGUACUACUUGGCCAGUCUGCUUUUGAAAAAUGAUUCAUCUGAAACUGGUGAGUGAGUGGACUCCAUAUACCUAAGAAAUGUAAAUUGCAUGAGGCAGCAGUAGACCCCAUCUGAACCAUGAUAUGCACAGCAGUGAAGUGAUUGGAAAGUUGUUUAACGUAGCACUUAUCAGAAAGCAAAAU
This is a messenger RNA of Ilex paraguariensis (yerba mate), 1905 nucleotides long. Lineage: Eukaryota; Viridiplantae; Streptophyta; Magnoliopsida; Aquifoliales; Aquifoliaceae. The record is from the annotation of a GenBank genome assembly.